AUGACUCUGGUCAAUAGUAGACCCGAGUUGAUGAAUCUAUCAUUUUCCGGCUGUGGAUUCCUCUGCGUCUACCACGCCGGCGUCGCCGCCGCCAUCAAAGAAUACGCACCCCAGCUCCUUCAGAAUAAGAUUCUCGGAGCGUCAGCCGGCUCGAUUGUCGCUUGUGGUCUUAUCACAAACGUUUGUAUAUCCCAUGCCACCAGCACAAUACUCAAAGUGGUCAGUCAGGCGAGAGCGAGGACGUUCGGACCGCUACAUCCGGAAUUCAAUUUGCUAGGAAUCGUUCGAGAGGAACUAGAGCAUAUUUUGCCAGAGAAUGCAUAUGAAAUGUGUACCGGUCGUUUGGUGAUCUCGUUAACCCGAUGGAGUGACCAUGAGAACGUCAUAAUCGAGGACUACCGAUCUAACGCCGAUCUUAUCGACGCCAUCAUGUGCUCUUGCUUCAUCCCACUCUACUGUGGAAUCACACCUCCGAAAUUCCGAGGAGUUCAAUAUAUAGACGGAGGAGUUUCGGAUAAUCAACCAAUUUACGACGAGCACACCGUUACCGUAUCCCCGUUCUCUGGAGAAUCAGACAUUUGUCCGCCGGAUUGGGAUAGUGGAAGUUUGUUGGGAGUGGACUUCAAUGGAACGUCAAUCAGAUUCACUGCGAGAAACAUGUUCAGAUUGAUGGCUUGUUUGUGGCCAAGAUCAACGGAUGAUUUAUCGAAAAUGUGCUUGCAAGGAUUUGGAGACGCAUUGAGAUUCCUCACGAAAUAUGGAAUGGCCCCUUGCAUACGAUGCCUUACGAUUCAAACCGCCGACGCUGCCAACGAUUCCACUGCAAUCGCCGCCGGACGAGUGUCUUCUGAAUGCUUCUCAGAAAACGACGACAUGAAAAAACUAGCAGCCGCCCUUCCAACCAACAGAAUUCGUAAACGUGCGAGCACCAACGCUCUCAACAGGUAUUAUCUAUUGCUAGGGCGACCUAGACCAACAUUCUCUCUUAGCUUCCGUACUCGUGGUGAAUCCGAGUGUGAGACGUGCGGUGACAGUGACAUUCCACUCGAAGAAGUCAACAUUCAAAGCUUCUUUCCAAGUAUUAUGAAGAAACCUUUCGAAGACGCCGUCGCUGCUGAAAAAUCCAUGUUCCAGUACAUCAUGUCGUUCCGACUGGUUCGCUACGCGACUACAGCAAUGGGUAUUUCAAAGUUCCCGCUCGAUAUGGCGGUUGCUUUCGUCAAAAAGUUGGUGAACUCACCGGCCGAUUUGGCCUUUAUCACAACUUUCUUUGGCAGAGUCCACCAGUACUUGGAUAUGGUUAGUCCGCCGCAAUGGAUUCGGCUGAAACUUCGUACUCUGGCCGACUUCAUUUUGGGCGAGGUGGAGAAACAGAAGUCCAGAUAUACUAACUUCUCCUGCCUGGUCGCCGUAUCUGAAACUGACAACUUUGGAUCUGUUCUCGCCUCCUCUACAAUGGACAAAGACGAACAUAAAGAAAUCGAGAUGAGUGAGGAUGCCAAAAAAGAGAUGCGUCUUCUUCGAGAGCGAGAUCGCCGUAGAAAAAUGCUCAGAAAGGCUGGAAGACUCACUCCGAACAACUCAGAAAGCUCUCUCCCAACCGAUGUCUAUGACGUGGAUUCGUUCGAGCAUGUGGUGGAUUUCACAAGGAACCAUGAUGCUUUAUAUGAGUUCCACUAUAUGGACGAAAAUAAAGUUAUGAGAACAUUCGGUCUCUUCACCGAUCAUCAACCUCAUUCAUCCUCAUCUUCUCAUCACCAUCAUACGAAGAGUCUAGGAUGCUCAAGUCGUCUGGUUCAUGUUCCAGAAGAGGAUGAAGAUGUGGCAUCUGCAGUUUCAGCGCCCGCUGUGAUAUUCCAUGGAGGAGAAGUGGAGUCAGAUGAUAAGGAUUCUGGAUUCUCCGGUAUCGACACAGGGACAAAAGUGGUGCCUCGUGAGCCAUCUCCUAGUAAACGCGACGCUUGUUGCUCUCCAGUCCGUGAUUUCGAUGAGCAAUCCACGUCAGAAACCAAAAGAUCAGACGUCACCAGGAGGAGUCAACGACGAUACAUUCGCGAUACCCUGGAAUCGAGAAAACAGAAGAAAUCGACAACGCCGUCGGCUUCGGUCCUGUCAUCGGAUUCCGAAGGAGUAGACGGAACCGAGAAGCUGUUCGUGCCAUCGCGCAAAGCGUGGCGAGCCAGCAGUGAUUUCGAUAACAAGGAUUUGUCGUCCAAACAUUCUGAUACGACAACCGCAUAG
Molecule: messenger RNA, 2241 nt
Organism: Caenorhabditis briggsae
Lineage: Eukaryota; Metazoa; Nematoda; Chromadorea; Rhabditida; Rhabditidae
Exons: 6
Coding region: 1-2241 (746 amino acids)
Biological process (GO): triglyceride catabolic process; lipid homeostasis
Cellular component (GO): membrane; lipid droplet; cytoplasm
Molecular function (GO): triacylglycerol lipase activity
Source: RefSeq, a predicted model, not a curated record